AUGUCUGACGCCGAGUUCCCGGACCAAGAUCAGGUCGUAGAGUUCGACCUACCGCUGCAUUACGAUAAUGCCCGCGAUUUCUUUGGCCAGCAUCACGAGCUUCUUCACAGACUCCGACUAGACGACUCAGACAAAUAUUUGGUCAAUGUGUUUACUACGGUGGCUGCUCUCUGUGAUCCGUACACGCAGCCCGAGGACAAUGAUACUAACCCAUUGAGUGUGGCCUGUUUAGCUGAUGUGGCCAUUGCCCUUACAUAUAAGCAGCUUCUUGAACAUAGACAUGCGGAGGGACUAGAUCAGGACGAUGGAGAACACCUGCCGCCUUUGUUGAGUUCUUUACGGUUUACCAUUUCGAUAAAGUUCUUUUCUAUACUAGAUUGCAUCCACAGGGCCCUUAAUGCAGAAGAUCCAGUGAGAAUAAAUGCUCUUCAGGACAAGAUGCUACUAUGGGAACUAAGAGAGCCUUAUUGGCUUCCGAUAUUCGAUGAACUGGAGGAAUACGAGGCAAAGUUAUGCUACUACAUGGCUUGCGUGCUGAUCUUUGCCAUCUACAAGUUAUUCCAACCAGAGGACGGAAGUCCAUAUAACCCUGCAUUGAACCCAUACACUGACUAUUUCGUCCGCCUGUGGAAAGCUCACACUGGCAUUUUGAAGCUUGCGUUCGAGCUAGAUCAGGCUCUUGAAGAGUAUGCAUUCCAAAAUAGCGACGAGUACUUUGACACCCCAGAGAACGUGAAAAGAGCACUCCUAGGAUCCAGUGCCAUUCGAUGCGUGUUGGCCUACAUUCUAAACCAAGCAAUGCCUGAUAUAUUCUCUGAAGAAAUUCUCAAAAAAGACAGGAAACAGCAUGAGUAUGAUAUUGCUGAGCAGCCCUUACUUGAUUUUUACGACCCACUUGCUCGAAAAAGAACCGCUGGUGGCUCUCUCAUCAGUAGAUUUCCUCAUUUACAAAUAGCUCAGUUCAUCUUGCGAAUACACAUGCCUGAUAUUCGUCCUGAGCAUGACAGCUAUGAAUUCAUGCUCCGAAAGCAGCGUUUUGAAGUACCACAUAGAUUUUAUCGUUAUGAAAGAAAGAUGUACAGGCUGCAAGUCGAGUACGUUGAUCGCUACGACAUGGACAUCGAUAUAAGAGACUAUCUCGAUGAUGAGAUGAAAUAUGUGUUUUUCGGUUACGCUGACUCUGAGGAAGAUGAGGAAGAAGACCAGCCGAGCGGUGGCGGUGAACAAGAGUCCAAAUUUCCAAUGGCUUUACGUUCUGAUCGAAACGAGAAAGUUGACGAGGAGGGUAUAGACUGGAGCGAUUGUGCCAGAGGGGAGAAUGUAAAGUUUUCGAAGAGUUUCCUUGAUCUGCUCGAUGCCCCAGCCUUUGUCAAUUCAAUGGACGACUUCACUAAUCUCGUCGACACUACGUUGAUGAUAGGGUUCUUACACCCCGAUCUCAAACAUUACUCCUACUUUGGUGAGAGUAUCUUGCGCACUAUUGCUCAAAGUAUCAAAGACGAAGAUGAUGAGGAAGUCACAGAGAAGUUACUGCCAUUGUCGAUUUACGAGUUCCUCGUGUCCCCACCAAAGAAUCCAGUGUAUAAGUUACCUUCAACUUACAAACCCGUGUCCGAUAUGACAGUUACAAGGUUUGAGUACUUAUUGGCAUACAACCUGGAUCUUGCAGGUUGCAUCAUAGAUGAGAUGCUUAUGUGUGAUGGCUUUCGCAGAACCUUCAUCUGGUUCAUCACCCAUUUGGUCAACUACUCUCCUCUUUUAAUUGACUAUGUCUAUGAAUUGGCUACAGGAAAAAGGGGCGACGCUAAGAGGGGUAAAGAAAGUAUGCAUAAGUUCUCUAGGGUCGGGGCUCUUGAACUUUCAACAAUUGAGCGACUGAUGCUUCUUCACGAAUUCCUUAGUAACUUAUCAUCGUGGGUAUUCAGUCACUACGAUCAUACAAAUCAAAGGCUCAUUGCUCUCAUGUCGUAUGUCUGUCUCAUGCUUAGGAGGUUGAUCGACGAAGGUAUCAUCACAACAGCAAACAGCGCCUCAUAUCUCGAUAACUAUAAAGGUGAGAUUGAGGUACUAUUGAUGACAUUGAUGAGUGACGUACCUCAGGCGAGAGAACUAUUCAUUGAGAUCAAAGGCGGUACCGGUAAGACGCAAGAGGAAAGACUACUAUGGAAUAGGCUUAUGCACAAGGACACUGCUACGCUUGAGGAAACUCUCGAGGACAUUUCAAAAUUACCAUUGGGGCUGCUCACUAUCUGGGAUAGACAGGACAGUACAAGCCGAAUGAAGGUCGUUCAGCUAUUAGAAAGAAUUCGUGCAGCUUGCAUAUACUUCUACGGCGCCUCGAACUAUGCACUGGAGACCUCAGAUUCCAAAGAGGAAGAUUUGAACUUGGGUACUGUUGUUAGAGACUUCCGCUUGCUUUUCCAAUACUUCCCGCUAAUAAGUCGGUGCAAAGAGGUUGUUUUCAUGAUCAGCUUCCAUAUAGCUCUGAGGAAUCUUAUGCAAGUAGAGCCAAUCUUUGAAGCGGAGCUACCAACAAUGACCGCCGUCGAUAACGAAAUUAACGAAUCUACCAGUCCCAAUCAUGGCAAGAAGAAAAAGUCUAAAAAAAGGGCUAAAGGAAAUUAG
This is a messenger RNA of Candidozyma auris, 2625 nucleotides long. RefSeq names its product CCR4-NOT core subunit CAF130. The transcript has a single exon. Lineage: Eukaryota; Fungi; Ascomycota; Pichiomycetes; Serinales; Metschnikowiaceae. The record is from RefSeq and is a predicted model, not a curated record. The coding region runs from base 1 to 2625 and encodes 874 amino acids.